Messenger RNA from Aedes albopictus (Asian tiger mosquito), 3095 nucleotides. RefSeq lists its product as uncharacterized. The record is from RefSeq and is a predicted model, not a curated record. NCBI's taxonomy places the organism in Eukaryota, Metazoa, Arthropoda, Insecta, Diptera, Culicidae. The transcript has 2 exons. The coding region runs from base 387 to 2672 and encodes 761 amino acids.
UUACGACAUCGCAGAAAGGCAUGACCGUCCCAGUAGGCAAUCAGUGUUCGAAUCGCAGAAACGGUUUUGAACUAAGGAAGAAUGAAAAUGUGAAUGAAAGAAUGAAGCAAAACAAAAGCAGAUGAUAGACCAUUACAAAGGGAUGGAAGUGAAAUUGUAGCUAGAUGAUGUCUCUAGUAAUUUUGUAAGUUGCCAAAUUGCAGGAAAAUUAGCGUAAAGAAGCUAGGAAACGGUGUCGGGUCGUGGUGUGUACGAAGAAUGAAUACCAAUUCUUUUUGAGCUGCCACAAAACAGAGCUGCUUCAGAAAAUUGGGAAAACUAUCCGAACAUACUCAAAAAGAAUUGAAAAAUAUUUGGAUGGGCCUUCAAAAUACCGUGAUUCCAACAUGAUUGAUCUGGAGAAACUACCUUGCGACGAUGGUUCCAUUGAACGUUCGGAAAAUAUGGACGGUUGUACUAGCGAUUACUCUGAUGUGCAAGCGGUAAUGAAACGUUGCUUUGAAAACAACAAUAAAUCGGACAGAGCGCUGGUGCUAGGUGAGAAGUUGGAAGCAUUGGAAGAGAGCAGAAGACGAAUGGAUCAAGAACUGGAUAUAGAAAUACAAAUAAAGCGGAAAGAAAUGGAGUUAAGGCUGGAAAUAGAGAAGAAGCGCUUGAUGUCGGAAAAGAAGUUUCGAGAAAAGCAAGAAGAAGAAGAAAAGUUACUGCAGGAAAAUAUUUUGCGAGAGCGCAAAUAUCAAUUAGAUCGAAUGAAGGCCAACCAACGAUCGUUUUUGGACAACUUGAAGAAGCUGGAUGCCAAAAUUACGAAGCUGAAAACCAAAACUAAGCGUGUCGCAUUGGGCAGGCAGUUUGAGGAUGAGGAUGACAGCGACACUGAAGAUUCAGAAGUGGAGGACAAUAAGUACAUCAAGAAGCAGUCGAGUGACAAGGGCAAGCACUUCAAAUUAAGCCAACACGGGCUGGGGCGGCCACAAUGUGUUCCAACUAAGGCCCAGUUAGCUGCAAGAAGUGGCAUGUCUAAAGCAUUGCCCACUUUCUGCGGUAAAACAGAGGAAUGGCCUCUCUUUUAUGGAGCUUAUCAGGCAUCGAACGAAGCAUGUGGAUAUACUGACGUGGAAAACCUGGUUCGAUUGCAAGCCUGUCUAAAAGGUCCAGCCCUUGACAUGGUUCGUGGACAAUUGAUACUUCCAAAGUCGGUCCCGAGGGUUAUUGAAAAGCUCCAUCAAUUAUUUGGGCGUCCUGAACAGCUGUUGCAGAGUCACCUGGACAAGAUUCGGAGUCUGAAACCACCAGAAGCGAAUAACUUGGCCGGCUUUAUUCCUUUUGGAACUGUAGUUGAGCAGUUGUGUGAGCAUUUGGAGGCAGCGGAAAUUAGACAACACUUAAUCAAUCCGUUGUUGAUCCAAGAACUUGUGGAUAAGCUACCGCAUAGUGACAAGCGAGGAUGGGUUCGUUUCAAGCGCAGGAGUAAAAAGGUUUCUCUACGGACAUUUACCGAUUUCGUCUCGGAAAUAGUUUCGGAAGCAUGCGAAGCUAACGUGAAAAUAGAAUACAAUUUUGCACAUGAUUAUCGACUGGACAGUCUUCCGGCAAAUACCGAGUCAUUGCCAGCAACAGUGAUGGAGGUCGAUGAUGGCGAAAAUGAGGAUUCACAUCCUGAUGAAUGGAAGGAUUCCAAUCCGUGUGAAGAAACGCCUUUGCAACAACGAGGCGAUGCAGUCGAAACUAGUGGACACAUUCGAACGAACACAAAGGUUUUAUUCCGAAUGGUUCCAGUGCAUCUGCAUUACGGCGAGAAGACGGUUCGUACACUGGCGCUCUUGGAUGAAGGUUCUUCAGUAAGUUUGGUCGAAAAAGGGCUAGCCGAUAAACUAGGAGUGCAUGGUGUCCAUGAGAAACUCACUAUUGAGUGGACAGCUGGCAUCGGUCGAAUCGAGAAAGAUUCAAAACGUAUGGACCUCUGGAUAUCAGGAGAUAAAAAGGAUGAACAACUGUUCAUUGAGUCAGUUCACACCGUUGAAAAGCUGAAACUACCAGCACAAUCGUUGAACGCAGUGAAGCUUUCUCAACAAUAUCAACAUAUACGAGGUCUUCCUAUUUCCUCGUACAGUGGUAGACCGGAAAUACUAAUCGGGGUCAAUAAUAUACAUUUGUUUGCCCCGAUUGACUCAAGGAUCCGUGGAGCAGCUGAGCCGAUAGCUGUGAAAUGCAAAUUAGGAUGGACGGUUUAUGGCCCAGGACAAGAACAUCCAGUCGAUCAAAGUCGUCACCUUGGGUUUCAUAAAAGAGCAAGUGAAGACAAUUUCAACGGUGGCUAUGGAAACUCAACAGCAACGGAAAAACAAAAUGAAGAAGGUAAAGUUCAUAAACCGGUACACAAGGAAAACACCAAGAGCAUGUUUAAGCGAAUCUCAGGGAAAGAUAAUAGCAAGGGUAAAGAGCAAGAACAAAACCAAAUAGUGUGUAAACGUAAUGCGAUGUCUGAAGAAUGCGAUGGUAAAUCCAGGGCAGCAUGCAUUACUGGAUCUUACGGGCUGGGGCUUGUUACGACAUCGCAGAAAGGCAUGACCGUCCCAGUAGGCAAUCAGUGUUCGAAUCGCAGAAACGGUUUUGAACUAAGGAAGAAUGAAAAUGUGAAUGAAAGAAUGAAGCAAAACAAAAGCAGAUGAUAGACCAUUACAAAGGGAUGGAAGUGAAAUUGUAGCUAGAUGAUGUCUCUAGUAAUUUUGUAAGUUGCCAAAUUGCAGGAAAAUUAGCGUAAAGAAGCUAGGAAACGGUGUCGGGUCGUGGUGUGUACGAAGAAUGAAUACCAAUUCUUGUAAGUAAGAUUAGAAAUUUGAAAUUGGUGUAAUUUAAUUAUUGAAAAUAAACUCGUUUUAGUUUGAGCUGCCACAAAACAGAGCUGCUUCAGAAAAUUGGGAAAACUAUCCGAACAGGUUUGAUUAUUGAACGCUUACAGCGCCACCUAGCGGCAAAAUUCGAAAACUUAAAAUUUCUGCAUACAUUUGGCCAAGUUUUCCCAUACAAACUUCAAGCGUUUUGAGCGCCCCUUUAGGCUCAACCGAUUUUGCUCAAAUUUUGAACGUAGCUUC